Molecule: messenger RNA, 3308 nt
Organism: Ixodes scapularis (black-legged tick)
Lineage: Eukaryota; Metazoa; Arthropoda; Arachnida; Ixodida; Ixodidae
Product: methyltransferase-like protein 7A
Exons: 2
Coding region: 105-854 (249 amino acids)
Molecular function (GO): S-adenosylmethionine-dependent methyltransferase activity
Source: RefSeq, a predicted model, not a curated record
AGCUGGUUCGGCUUACUCACUGGUACGGCUCACUCAGUUGAAAGGUACGCUGCCUCACGUCUGGGAUACCAUUUCCAUACUGCACUGCUGCGGCGAACCGAGUCAUGUACGCCUUUCUGAGCUACACGCUGGCUGCGAUCCUCGCUUCCGUCACGCUAUUUUUCGUAGCGCUGAAGCUAAGCAAAACGUUCCGGGAAGCGUUCUUCGUGCGUGUCUUCAUGCCCGCGGCCGGCUCUCUGGUCAAGGAUGAAUUCGUGGCGAUCCGGCGGGAAGUUUUGUCCCGUCUCAACGACCUGGAGUCCCAUGACCCCGAGCUGAAGAAAGACGGCAUCGUGCGGGUUCUCGAAGUGGGCGCGGGCUUUGGUGCCAACUUUGAGUUCAUCCAGCGGAAGGUGAAGUACUGGAACAUCGAACCCAACGCGGAGUUUGGGCCCGAGUUCAUGAAGGCGGCCGGAAAGAACCCGCUGGUGGAGUUGGAGCGCUGCGUUCGUGGCUACGGGGAAGACAUGGCCGUGAUUCCGGACGGCUGCUUCGAUGCUGUGGUCGUCACGCACCUGCUGUGCUCGGUCCGAGACGCCAAGCGGGUCCUCGGAGAGUGCAAGAGGGUACUCGCAAAGGGUGGUCGGCUGCUUUUCAUGGAGCACGUUGCACAGCCGAAAGGCACCUGGGCAAAUUGGUUCCAAUAUCUGCUUGACCCAGCGUGGGAGCUGCUGGCCUGCGGAUGCCGCCUGAACAGGAGUUCGGGAGACCUUCUCAAGAAGGCCGGGUUCGACCGACUGGAACUCAAAGAGACGUACUUGCCCAUACCGGCGAUCAUAAGCCGCCAAGUGUACGGAUACGCGUGCCUACAAUGAGUCUGGGGCCUCGCUCUCAGGAAUGAACAUUCUCCUAAGCUGCAUCGUACAAGUGGUGUGCAACCAGUGCCGAACCAAAACAUUUAUCGCUUCAGUUGUGGUUCAGCUCUUGCGUAGCUCUGAUUCAGUUCUAAUUCAUUUCUGAUUCGGUUUUGGUUCAGCUCCGGACCAGUUCUUUGUCAGUUCUGAUUCAGUUCUGGUUCAGUCCAGAUUCAGUCCUGGUUGAGUUCUGGUUUAGUUCUUGUUCAAGUCUCGUUCAAUCCCGGUUAAAAUUUGGUGCAGUUCUGUUUAAACCAGGAGUCAGCCACUGGAGAGCAAAAAUGGCGGUUGGAACGAGUGUCCCACCACUCAGGCUAGAAUCGAUUUGGGCCGCUAAAGCUUCAAUCUCUCUCCCCCCCCCCCCCCCCCUCAGCCUCCCUAAUUUUGACAGUAGUACAUUGCUGCAUUAAAACGAGUACAUAUUUUGCAUUAAAACGAGUACAUAUAGACAGAGAAAAAACAACUCUGUUGUUGCUUGAUGAACCUUUGCCUAAGCGAGGCAGCAGAAAGGACAGCAUGGAAAUAUACGUAAUAUUUUAGCAACAAUACUUACGAAACUCAAAAUAAACAUCAGGUGGCAGGGAGCAGAACGGGAAUUGAUUGACCCAGAGUUUCAAGAUUCAGAAGAAUUCCAGGGACACUCCCCCGGAAACAUUGAACGAACACUUUGCCGGGAUUCACACAACACCUCUAUUUUCAGUUCAGUCAAAUCAUUAAAAAAAAAAAAAAAAAAAAAACGUGGCACAUUGCAUUUCAAUAUCUGAUUAACAUAGUUCGUUCUAGAGCGGGGCACUAUCGACAUGUCUACACAGCGAGUCUCAUAUGCAACCUCCCUCAGACUAAGGUUGGAAAUUUAUAUAAAUACAUUUUUAAUUUUGCCGAAGAUACCUUUUUAAUACAAUAAAAAGUUUAUAAUAUUAGUGAUUUGGAAUUUGUACACUAUUCAGUCUAUUAAAUAAAGGACUGGUAUCAGUAUCGUAGGCAGUGUUACAUUUAUUGCGAAUAGCUUUUCUUUUAGAGUAUGCACAAAUUUAAUGUUUAUGGCGGUCGUAUUUUCAUACUAAGAAGCAAUAUUUAUACUUUGAGUCAAAAAAGGAAUUGUAUAUAAGAAGCAUAACAGAAUGUGGGAUGAUAUGGCAAUAUUUGUACAAAAUACCUACAACUCUCGAUCGCCUUUCGCAUAUCUGUUGUACAGUGUCGUCCCAUGACAUGUACCGAUUAAAUAUAAUUCCCAGAACUUCUACGCGCUUUUCACUAUAUCUAUACACUGUGUUCAAAGUUAAAAAAUGUAGGAAUAAAAAUGGUUCGUAUUUUGAUCUGAACAACACGGCUUCGGAUUUACUACAAUUUAGUUGUAAAGAGUUUGAACCUGUACAAGCAUUUAACCUUUCCAAGAAUAUAUUUGCACUACUUAUAAUCUUAUCAGUAUCAGCACCUGAAAAAAAUGUACUCGUUUCAUCACUAUAGUUGAUAAGAGUUAUGCUGUCAUCAAUAUUUGCAAUGUCAUUGAUGCAAGGAUUAAAAAGAGGUGGUCCAGUAUACUUCCCUGCGGCACGCUGGAAAUUUGUGUCCUAAGAUACGAUUUUUUUUAUUACUACGCACUGGUAGCGAUUACAAAGAUAACAUCUAAUCAUAUCCAAAGCAACACAACGAUUACCGUAAAGACAUAACUUUUGAAGUAAUGUAACAUGAUUGGAUGCGGUCAAACGUCUUCGAAAAAUUGAUAAAUACUUCAAGUGUUGGCAACUUUUUUCAAUAUUGAUUAAAAUAAGUUAAUUAUGUUUUAACAAAGCAAAUUCCGUAGAACAAUCCUUCGUCAAUCCAUAUUGACUGGGCGUUAGAAUGGAAAGCUUUCUGCAGAAACUAUGUAGCCUGUCAUGUAUUUAUUUUUCUAGACCUUUUAAAACAAUGGGUAGAACAGAAACGGGUCUAUAGUUUCCGAGGUUGUUUGUAUCCCCAAAUUUAUAUAACAUAUUCACCUUUGCCACUUUCAUUUUUUUUUUGUGAAAAAAGUUACAUUUCCAAGUUUUAAAUUAAAAACAUACGUCAGACAGGGAACAAUCGACUGCAAUACAUGUUUGAUCGCUUUAAUUUGAAAAUAAUAUAUAGCAGAACUCUUACUAUUUUUAAAAUUUUGAAAAACAGAAAGCACCGUAUUUGCUUCAGUUGAAAACAGAAACAGACUAUGAGAUAUUUUCUACAUAUACCUAACGGCAUGUGCACGGUGUACACUUUUGACAAGUGUAACAAAAUCAUUAUUAAACGUUUGCGCCAAAGCACCUCCUUUUACGGUGAUACCUUCGAUUAUUAUCUCAGUUACCCUAACCGAGUGCAACCCUCGUUUUAUUAUUCGAUUUAUUUUUUCAAUAAACAUCCGAUCUCUUGUCAUCUUUAAAUAAAUUGCUGAAAUACGUG